AUGCGUUUGCUCCUCCCCUGCUUUCCAAAUCGCCCAAAGACUGUCGCUUCCCUCAGCUCGUCUGCACUCAGGGGCCUUCUCCUCAAAGUCCGAUGCCAUAGCUCCGAACUGCGGGGACCCACGAUAGGCGCCCCUUGUCCCGAGCGGGGAGGGGGUUCCCGCCCUGCGCUCUUUCCCCCAAUCCCUCCACUGGUCCCUCCUGGAGAGGCUUUCACGCGGCCCGCAGGGGGGUCAUUCCGGGUCUGGCUGAAGCGCGCUCCACACAUCAGCGCCCGAGUCAGUGUGGGUAACCCGCGCGCACACGGGCACACGCACCCCGACCCCCGACCCCAGGCCGUGGCCUCUGCAGCUGGAGGUGAUUUCCCCGAGCUGGCCGACGGUCGCACGUGCCCGCCAAGCGCCCACAACGCGCAGGUCUGGGCCCUGAUCGCCCGCCACGAGGCGUUUGGGGCGGAGCUGCUGCUCAGGCUCUUCACGGUCUAUCCCAGCACCAAGACCUACUUCAAGCACGUGGGCGUCUGCCCUGACGAGACCCAGCCGCGGACCCACGGACCACGCGGGCUCCAGGCGGUGGGCGUGGCCGCACACGUCGACCACCUGCGCGCCGCGCGGAGCCCGCUCGCCCCCCUGCACGCGCACGUGCUCCGCGUGCACCCCUCCAACUUCCCCGAGGGCCUGCCCCGGCUUCAGUGGGGUUCGCGGGCAGCCAGGCCUGGGGACGAGCUCACCGUGGAGACGCACGCGGCGGGGGACGAGUUCUUGACCCACGUGGCCACGGUGCUGACUGAGAAGUACCGCUGA
Molecule: messenger RNA, 801 nt
Organism: Hyaena hyaena (striped hyena)
Lineage: Eukaryota; Metazoa; Chordata; Mammalia; Carnivora; Hyaenidae
Product: hemoglobin subunit mu-like
Biological process (GO): oxygen transport; hydrogen peroxide catabolic process
Cellular component (GO): haptoglobin-hemoglobin complex; hemoglobin complex; blood microparticle
Molecular function (GO): organic acid binding; heme binding; oxygen binding
Source: RefSeq, a predicted model, not a curated record